CUGAGGCUAGAUGCUGAAAGUCCUUCAGAUAAACCUCCACAAAAGUAAAAACGCCUCAGCCGAGCUCCUGCUCAACAUAGAGGGAGUCGGCUACGAUGUGGCUCUAGUCCAGGAACCAUGGAUAGCGUCGGGCAACAUAGUCUCCGGUCUAAAGUCACAAAACUACAACACAUACAUCCCGAUUGUAAAAAAUAAGGUAAGAACAGCGAUAUUAGUCAAAAAAAGUAUAUGUUCUUAUAUUGAUCACAAUCUCUCUUCAGACGAUCUGACAGUGGUGGCGCUGGAGGGCUGCAAGGAUGAGACGCUACUCUUUGGGUCCUGCUAUAUGCCACAUGAUGAGGAAGCACCACAAGCGGAACUUCGGAAGCUGGUAGAAACAGCUGCCAGAAAGAAGCAUGCUCUGGUGGUAGGGACGGACGCAAACGCACAUCACACAGUCUGGGGAAGUGCAGACAUAAACGACCGAGACACCGAUGAUGAUGAACGUCCUGGUCGUCCAAAUGAGACAGUUACUCCAGAAAAUAUUGAAAAAACCCUCAAAACCAUCAUGGGAAAUCGCAAAGUGAAGUUGCAAGAGAUAGCUGACAUCCUGAAGAUAUCAAAAGGCAGUGCGUUCACUGUUUUGCACGAACAUUUGAUUAUGAAACAGCUGUUGUCGAAAUGGGUGCCCCGUUUGCUCACGCCGGAACUAAAAGAACUACGAAUUGACGAUUCAAAUCGCUUUGGUCAUUAUUAA
Anastrepha obliqua is the source of this 736-nucleotide messenger RNA. RefSeq lists its product as uncharacterized. NCBI's taxonomy places the organism in Eukaryota, Metazoa, Arthropoda, Insecta, Diptera, Tephritidae. The record is from RefSeq and is a predicted model, not a curated record. Gene Ontology annotation, molecular function: catalytic activity. The coding region runs from base 11 to 736 and encodes 241 amino acids. The transcript has 2 exons.